CGUGGAGCCCUCACCCCUUUUGCUACCACCACGACCAUCGAGGCAGCCAUUAGGAUCCCAGAUUUUGCAGUACUCACCCACACGACACGAGUGGCUCAAACUAACCCACAACAAAUCCCCAAAACCCUAAUUCCCCAAAGUUUUGAAUUUUGCAGGAAAGACCUACUCGAUUUCUGUGCUCGUUACUGAAGAAGAAGCUAUGUGGGGUGGUGGUAGAGGUGGAGGUGGAGGUGGAGGUGAUAUAUAUUGGGGAAGAAAGGAGGGAGCUGAGUCAAAAGGAAUCGCGGUGAUCUUCGCUUGGGCUUCGAUUCAGGAGCGGCACUUGAAGAGCUACGUGGACUUGUACGCGUCCCUCGGAUGGAAUUGCCUCGUGUCUCAUGCCGAUUUUCUCAGCGCAUUUUAUCCUCAGAGGGCCUUCUCAUUAGCAUAUGUUGUUCUCGAUGAGCUUGUUCAGGAGCUAAGGAUUAAGCCAUGUCCUGUAGUCUUUGUAGCUUUUUCUGGUGGUCCAAAGGCUUGCAUGUACAAGCUUUUUCAGAUUAUUGACGGAACACGUGGUGGUGAGCUGUAUGGGGGUGAAUAUCAGUUGGUCAGAAAUUGUGUUUCUGGACACAUCUAUGAUUCUAGUCCAGUAGAUUUUACAAGUGAUUUGGGUACUCGAUUCGCACUACACCCCUCCAUUCUUAAAAUGCCCGGUUCAUCGAAACUUGUUUCUUGGGUGGCAAAAGGUGUUGCUUCUGGUCUGGAUGCAUUAUAUCUUACUAGGUUUGAAUCCCAACGUGUUGAGUAUUGGCAGGCUUUGUACUCCUCUGUUAACUUGGGUGCUCCUUUUCUCAUUAUAUGCUCAGAAAAUGAUGACCUUGCACCGUACGAUAUUAUCUGCAACUUCGCGCAACGUUUACAAGAUCUUGGGGGGGAUGUUAAGCUUGUGAAAUUGAAUGGCACCCCUCACAUAGGUCAUUACAAGCAUUAUCCAAUCCAAUAUAGGGCUGCUGUGACCAAUUUGCUUCACAAGGCAGCUUCAGUUUUUUCUCAAAAAAUUCGACUACUUGGAGAAAGAAGUAGCAUGGAGGGCAUGCAUGAUGAGAUAUCUGAGCUAAUCUGUGACCUCCAGGAAGUAGCAGUUAACUCAAACCAGAGCCUACGAAGAGUCGCACAGGGGCCAAGCGACCACUUCUUCUUGCCAAGCUCAGCAGAGUAUCACAGUAGUAGAGAUUCUGCGAAUCUACAAGAUGAACAGAAAGAAAGAUCAAUUUAUUUGCCUGACUCCCUAAGCACAAGCAUCAAUGCAAAUAGCGUACUCGGCCAAAUCCUCUUUGAUGUUUGUGUUCCCAAGAAUGUUGAAGGUUGGGAUAUUAAAUUUGGUGGCUCUCUCAAUGGGCAGCCGUUUGCUUCUGCUCGAAGGAAUUCACCUUUUCAUAGUAUUAAAUGUAUUCGUCGGUCAAAACUAUAACAUCUCCUAGUGGUUAAGACUUUUAGGAAACUCUGCUAUACGUUUGCAUGAAUUAUCCAGCAGCCAGCUUCUAAGAUGUUACAAACAAAUCAAACUCCUGCAAGAUGCUUAAAUUAGUAGUGGACUUGAGUUCUCUUGGACAUCCUGUGGAACAGCUGAAACAGUUUCCAUGACUUAAAGCUAACUUUAAUCCUCUGGCAUGAAGUUCAUACAUCAAUAGGGAGGUGUAUGUUUGUUACGAUCUCCUAUCCGCCCAUUCAAUACGCUAUGUAUGUGUGCAGAUAAAUGAGCAUAAGAUCAUAUAUGUAUCCAAUGAGGUGUAUGUUGUUUCCUAUCUGGCAGUGCAAUAAGCUAUAUAAAUGUGCGAGUGAUCAGCUGAUGCUGGGAGAUGGCUGCUAUCAACCAGAAGUGGGGCUUCUGAAAACUAAAUCUCAGUACUGCAGUUGUUGAUGGGGUAAGGAGUUGGUUGACUAAGAUGCUGUAUAGUAUUUUUUUUUUCCUUUUUUCUUUCUUCUUCUUUUGUAUAGUAAUCUCUACAAAGGUCGGUUUUGACGGUGGCUGUAGUUCAAGUAUCAACAACAACAGAUGUGCGAGCUCCUAAUGAUCAAGCAUGAGGCUGGAGAAAUGUACCUUGUAAAUAAGAGGAAGAGUUGAUAGUAAUAUUGUUUUAUCUUCUGUUUGCUCCCUUUUUUAAUUAUUCAAGGAUUAGGACGAUCCUGUAAAUUGGAUAUUUAAUAUCUCAUGUAUUUUUGAUGAA
Messenger RNA from Alnus glutinosa, 2207 nucleotides. RefSeq lists its product as uncharacterized. The record is from RefSeq and is a predicted model, not a curated record. Bases 200 to 1450 code for a protein of 416 amino acids. The transcript has 7 exons. NCBI's taxonomy places the organism in Eukaryota, Viridiplantae, Streptophyta, Magnoliopsida, Fagales, Betulaceae.